Messenger RNA from Closterium sp. Naga37s-1, 3736 nucleotides. The record is from the annotation of a GenBank genome assembly. NCBI's taxonomy places the organism in Eukaryota, Viridiplantae, Streptophyta, Zygnematophyceae, Desmidiales, Closteriaceae.
GGCGUGUCGAACGCACAACUUUGUGGCGUUCUUCCGCUUGGCUCGCCAGGCCACCUACCUGCAGGCGUGCCUCAUGCACGCGCACUUCAGCAAGAUGCGUUCCAGGGCACUGGCAGCGGUGUAUGCGUCAAUCGCCAAGGGCCAGCAGCUGCCAGCCCUCACACUCGCACACUGGCUCGGCAUGGAGCAAGAGCCAGAGAAGCUGCAGGCACUGGUGGAGCACCACGGCUUGGCGCUGCACCCCUCAGACGCCCCCACAGAUGCCACCUACCCAGAUACAACCUCCCCCGCAGCCGCCCUGCUGGCCGGGAGCUGCCUGGUGAAGGGCGCACCCCUGGUGCAGGCUGGGACGCCCAUGCCUCCUUCCUCCUCUGCUCUUGUGAGGAGCAAGCAGAGCCGGUUUAUCGAUGAUGUCAUUGCUGAGGUCAGCGGUGGGGCGGGAGGAGGAGGAGGAGGAGGGGAGGAGAAGGGUGGCGGGCAGAUGGAGAGGCAGCAGCGGGCAGAGGAGCAGAGGAGGAGACAGGAAGCGUGGCUGCAGAAGCAGCAGCAGCAACGACUGCAGCAGCAGCAGUUGCAGCAGCAGAAAUUGAUGAUGGAGCAGAGGCAAAGGGAAGAGCAGAUAAAGGCAAUGGAAGAGAAGCAGAGAGUGUUAGAGAGGGAGAUGGAGCGGGAGAGGGAGCGAGUGAGGGAGCUUGAAAGGAGAGCUGCACUCCAGGCGCAGGCGAAGAGGCAGGAGGAGGAGAGGAGGGCGAGGGAAGAGGAGGAGAGGCAGCAGAGGGAGGCAGAAGCAGUGGAGAGGGAAAGGAGGGAAAAGGAAAGGGAGGAGCAGGUGAGGCAAGAGAGAAGAAGGAAAGAGAUGGAGAUGAGGGAGAGGAUUCUGAAGGAGAGAGCGCGGGUGGAGAGGGAGAAGAGGGAAGCGGAGCAGAGGGAGAGAGAGAGGCAGGAGAGCAAGAAGAGGGAGCAGGAGAGGAAAGAGAGGGAGAGGCAGGAGCGGGAGGAGGCACAGAGGCAGAGGAGGGCGAGGGAGGAGGAGGAGAGGGAGCGGGCAGCGUUGGAAGAGGCGGGGCGGAAGGCGAGGGGUGUGUGGCUGCGGCGUGUUGUGAGGAGGUGGAGGCAGAACGCUGCUCAGAUGGGGCAGCUGAGACGGCUGCGCCAGCUGGCAGUCAGUGAUUGGCAGCUGGAGGGGUCGAUUGCUUCGCAGCCGACUGUGGUAGCAUCCAAGCAAGCCCCGCACAAGCGGUUGCGGGGAGCAGCAACGUGGGGCGCACCAGCUCUGAGCAAGGCAGAGUCCAACAGAGGGGGCGCUACAGCAGAUAGCCGGUUUGCCGUAGCAGCACCCAGUGCCAGUGGCCCCAGGUUCCUGCAUCCACCUGCUCCUUGGGGACGAACAGGCUUCGCUGCUCCUACUGCCUUUGCUGUUCAUAGUGCAUUCGCUGCGCCCUCUCCUCUGGACGUGGCACGGCUGGUGGGCGGUAGACUUGUUGCCACACGAGUGCCAUCGAGAAGCGCUGGCCCGCUGCUGACUGCGCGCCGAGUGGUUUCGUGGAAGCUUCUUGUGUGCUGGCCGGAGCGCGAGUUGCAGGUGUGUUCAUGUGGAAUGUGUAUCGAUGCCAGGCCUCCUGUCCUGUUUCGCUCUGUGCCUCGUGCAUCUCGUGCAAUCCAUGUGUUGCAGGAAACGCCAUCACCACUCCAUGAUGCCACACAUUGGCUCUGCAGCAGCCUCUCCGCCCCCUCCCACGCCCUCAACGCCCUCCAGCACCGAACAGCACCGCACAGCACACCUCACGGCAGCUCAUCCGCCUCUCAGCCCUCUGACCCAUCGCUGCUUUCCUGCUACGUGGCUCCCAUGCCGCACUGCACUGCAGCAGGGGAGGCAGCAUCCGAGCUGCCAGGUGGAAUUUCAGGUGCUGCUUCAGGUGAAAAGGCACAAGCAGGGAGGGUAGGCUCAGCAUCCGGCUCGCUUUUCUGGCUCGUGGUGAGACGGAUCUCUGCGGAGGUGCAGGCAAGAGACGGUGGAAGGUUCCUGGAAGGGGCUCAGGCGAUGGUGUGUGUUGUGGAUGGCAGCAGCAACACAGAGCCCCAGGUGCAGCGCAUCAUACAGACAGUGGCGUUGCUCCCGACCUCCCUCGCCCCUAUCCCCCUGCUGCUCCUCGUCCUGCCUCCCCACCCACCACCACCACAACCAUCGGCCACAGCAUCAACACCAGCAGCAUCCGUAUCCCUCUCUACAGGCCCCUGCGCCCCUGUGCCUGUCCCCUCCUCCUUCGCAUCCCUCACCCUCUCCCAUUUCCAACCCUCCUCCACCCGUCCACCAGCCCCCCAGUCAGCUCCACCACCCUCUCAGUCCUCAUCCUCCCCAGCCCCACGCCUCUCUGCUCUCCGCAUCCUCCCUCUCGGCCGAUCUAACCCCCCUCCACCUCAUGACGUCACCUCUCCUGAUUGGCCCGCCAAGAUCGCCCUGACAAGUGGACUGCGUUGGUUGGCUGAUUCCUCCCUGCUGCCACCUCAGCUUGCACCGCUCCCCCUCAGCGAUCUCGUGCUGCGUCACCUGUCGCCACGUGUCACGCGGCUGUUGGCCGUGGACCCCUCACUGGUGCGACCACAGGAGUGCAUCACUGAGUUCAACGCCAGCCUGGACAGCGCAGCCAGUGACAUCGCGACAGCUGUCGCGGCCUCGCCCCCUGCCAGUGGAAACCCGCUGCCUGAACUCCCUGCGUUGCUGCAGCUGCUGGGGGGUCGUAAGGGGGAAAGGCAAGGGGAACGCACAGGAGAAAGCAGGGGCGGUGAGAUGGGAGAGAGCAGAAGCAAGGCAGACAGGGCAGCAGCUGGACUUGAGGCCUCAAUUUUAUCCUCUUUCCUGCCUCCCACCGACUGGAACAGCCCUUCUAGCACCUCCCACCUCACCACCGCCCUCUCAUCAGAACCAGUGGCAGUGCGUGGGUGGGUGGUGCUGCUGCAACGAGUGCAGCAAGCGAGGCUCCCCCAUCCACCCGCACACGCUGCUCCCAUCAACCAACCGCUCCCACACUCCCACCUGCUUCCAGCCUCACACCACGUGCUCCUUUCUCUCUCCCGCACCAAUCACGAGCUUUCUGCACCCAUCCUGCCUGUGCCAUCCCAAUCACAACACAGCCUUGCCCAACAUCCACCACUUCCUCUUUACAAGCCCGGCUCGGGUUCUGUUUAUAAGCCUGCCACUCAGCACGGGUGGGAGCGUGGAAAUCAAGUGAAGCGCAAGGCACCGGCAAGUGCAUGGAGUGCUGGGUAUGGCGGUGGUGGGCGUGUGGGCCGUGAGAGUGGGAGAGAGGGUGAUGAAAGAGGAGAGGGUGAGGACAGGGGAGACGUGGAAAGAAAAGGAAUUGAGAGAGGAUGGGUGGAGAGUGAAGGGAAAGGGAGAGCGGAGCAUUGGUUCGGCCCGGGAGGCAGGAGGCAGCAGCUGAGGCUGGCAGAGUCUGAUGGUCUGGUAGCCAAUGAGAUGCUGCCACGUGGCAUUGUGCGAGCUGCUGAUGUGGUUGCUGCAAGUGGUGUUGGUGAGGUUUUUCCACCGGCUGAAGAAGCGGCCAGAUUGGGCAGCCGAGUUGGUGAUGCGGGUGAUAGGCAUGCAAGCGGCAUUGCUGUGGGUCUCGGUGAUGGUGGUGGUGAUAAGGCAGAAGGGUUGCUGAGUGCAGGUGCAAACGAGCGAAGGGUGAGAGAGAUGGUGGAGGAACUGAUGAAAAGGAGACAGGUGACAGCAUGA